Molecule: messenger RNA, 1152 nt
Organism: Seriola dumerili (greater amberjack)
Lineage: Eukaryota; Metazoa; Chordata; Actinopteri; Carangiformes; Carangidae
Product: rho-related GTP-binding protein RhoU-like
Exons: 3
Coding region: 1-819 (272 amino acids)
Biological process (GO): small GTPase-mediated signal transduction
Molecular function (GO): GTP binding; GTPase activity
Source: RefSeq, a predicted model, not a curated record
AUGCUGCCUCAGGAAGUCGGGAAGCAGAAGCCCCGCCGUGUGUCGGACCCGGUGUGCGGAGGAGACUUCCCCCCGGUCCCGCCGCGGCGCUUAAAGAACCGGGACUUCCCGCUGAGCGUGAAGCGCCGGCGGUCCGGUUCCGCACCUGAGCGCAAGGUGAACUGCGUCCUGGUUGGAGACGGAGCGGUGGGAAAGACCAGCCUCAUCGUCAGCUACACCACCAACGGAUACCCGACAGAAUACGUUCCCACAGCGUUUGACAACUUUACCGUGAUGGUUGUGGUGGACGGGAAACCAGUGAGACUGCAGCUCUGUGACAUGGCCGGACAGGACGAGCUGGAGCGCCUCCGGCCGCUUUGCUACAAGAACGCAGACGUCUUCCUCCUCUGCUACAGCGUGGUCCGGCCCUGCUCCUUCCGUAACCUGAUCGACAGGUGGGUCCCGGAGAUCCGUCAGCACUGUCCCGGCGCCCCCUUGAUCCUGGUUGGCACCCAGCUGGACCUGAAGGAGGACGUCCAGGUGCUGAUCCACCUGGCAAAGAACCAGGAGCGGCCGGUGGACACCGAGGAGGGCCAGCGGCUCGCCCAGGAGAUCGGGGCGGCGAGCUUCGCGGAGUGCUCGGCGCUCACCCAGAAGAACCUGAAGGACGCUUUUGAUUCGGCCAUCUUGGCCAGCAUCCAGCUGACAGACACUAGCAGCGUCCAGCAGCAGAGGAUGACUCUGAAGAGGAAGACGCCAGACAAGAUCAAGAGCCUCUCAGAAACCUGGUGGAGGAAGAUCAACUGCCUGAUGGGAGAGCAGAGCUGUGAAUUCAAGUGACCGACGGCAUCAUCACAAACAUGGGCCAGAUAACGUUUGCAGAUACUUAGAUUUGGUUUUCACCUGCUGAGAGACGGUGCAGGGUGGGUGGUGCAGCCCCCCCCCGCAAAACUGGCAAAAUUAUAUUACGAGGCUGCAGCAGCAGAUAAGCAUCUUUAUUAGUACAAAAAUGCAAUGUAGGUUUGUUGAAUUAUGGGAAAUGUAGUACCCAGAGACCUUUGAGCCCAGCACAUACUAGGGACUAAAAGGAGGACGUCUCUGCCUCUGCUGCAUCGAUUUUUUUCUUUCCAUCUUUACUUAAGUGCGAUACUUAAAUUGCUGAAGACUAAUACU